AUGGAUGGUAUGAGUCUGGUCUGCGACAGGAUUCUGGAGGAGACUUUGACGAUACCUGUGGUUGUGGUUGAGGGUGUGGUUGAGAGUGUGUGGUUGAGGGUGUGGUUGUGGGUUUGUGGUUGUGGUGGAGCUGAUCUUUUGAGAAACCGGAAUAGAGCGUACGCUGCUGGGAGUUUCACUUGGACCCUCAAAUGCCAAAGCAAGAAGCAUACCGAUCGGUUGAGCCUUGUACUAGCGCACGCGCAGAAGAGGGAGGGCAAGCUCGUCGUAGUCACUGGUCUUCAUAUUGCGACCCUACCAAAUGUGCAAGAACCAUCCACACUAGGCAUGCAGAAAUCCCCUCACGGUUCGAAAUCCCAUGCUCUCCGAAAACCAAACAAGCUUCGUGAUACAGCAUCGUUCGGGAGUUCAGACAAGCGUCUCCACUGCAACUAG
This is a messenger RNA of Drepanopeziza brunnea f. sp. 'multigermtubi' MB_m1, 435 nucleotides long. NCBI's taxonomy places the organism in Eukaryota, Fungi, Ascomycota, Leotiomycetes, Helotiales, Drepanopezizaceae. The record is from RefSeq and is a predicted model, not a curated record.